UAACCUUACAGUAUAUAUAUAUAUUUAUACUCUUCUUCCAUAUUAUAUUUCAAGUCCCAAAUACCUUUAGCUUCUUUUCUUUUUACAUCAUCUACAUUACUUCUCUCCUCCCAUACCCAAUUUUUCUUUAUUCUUUUUUGUUCUCUUGUCCUGCAACUUUCAAACAAUUAAUGAAUAUGGGCCUGAGAGACAUUGGAGCCACACUGCCUCCUGGGUUUAGGUUUUAUCCUAGUGAUGAGGAGUUGGUUUGCCAUUAUCUUUACAAAAAGAUUGCAAAUGAGGAUGUUCUUAAAGGAACUUUGGUGGAAAUUGACUUGCAUACAUGUGAGCCAUGGCAGCUCCCUGAGGUGGCAAAGCUGAAUGCAACUGAGUGGUACUUCUUCAGUUUCCGGGACCGAAAGUAUGCCACUGGGUUUCGAACAAAUCGUGCAACGACAUCUGGAUACUGGAAAGCUACCGGAAAAGAUCGAACAGUGCUUGAUCCAGCAACACGUGAGCUGGUAGGAAUGAGGAAGACGUUGGUAUUUUACAGAAACCGAGCACCCAAUGGAAUCAAAACAGGAUGGAUCAUGCAUGAAUUUCGAUUGGAGACCCCACAUAUGCCCCCUAAGGAGGAUUGGGUGUUGUGUAGAGUUUUUCACAAAAGCAAAGGCGAGAACAGCAACAAACUCAGCCCGGAAUUUAUUUUCGAUACCACUGCAAAUGCUUCCUCUUUAAAUUCAGCUGUAUCUCCUGCAACUGACAGAAGCAUCCCUUUUGGAUAUCAGCCAACUCCUCUCUAUCAAAACCAUUGUCCAACUAAUUCUAUGCUAAAUCUUCUUCACUUUUCACAAGAGAAGAACACCAGCCACAUCUCUGAAAUUAGCACCAAAGGUGAACAUAAUGAUGACGAGUAUGGGUUCAUAUGGGACAUGGAGCUGCAAGGGAACAGCUUGGAAGAUCAUGGGGUGCCUUCAAACCUGGAGGAUAUGAGAUUUGAGAUGGAUAAUAAUAUGGUUUUCCUAUGAAAUGAAGUUAUCGAACGUUACACUUGAAAAUAUUACAUACUCAUUUAUUUAUUGUGGUCUAUUUAAUUAAGGUGUUUAGCUUUUUGAAAUUAAGACAGAAGUCAUGUUUGAUUAUUUGGGAUGUUGAUUAGAAGAUUGUACCUGGUUGUGUAUAUAUUUAGGGUUUGUAUUAUUUUAUUUAUGAAUACAAAAACAGUCGAAUUAUGUAUAAAUUAUGAAUCAUAUUCUGUUCUGUA
Molecule: messenger RNA, 1243 nt
Organism: Pistacia vera
Lineage: Eukaryota; Viridiplantae; Streptophyta; Magnoliopsida; Sapindales; Anacardiaceae
Product: NAC domain-containing protein 21/22-like
Exons: 3
Coding region: 171-1007 (278 amino acids)
Biological process (GO): regulation of DNA-templated transcription
Molecular function (GO): DNA binding
Source: RefSeq, a predicted model, not a curated record